AUGUCAAAAACAAAUAAACAUAAACCAUAUUCAAAAAAAAUUAACCAAAAAUUAAAGAAAAAUAUAGAAAAUAAAAGCAAUACCAAUGAAAUUACCAAUAAUUUAUCUCAAAAUAUAUUUAAAAAAAAAACUAAAACUAUAUCGAAAAUCCAAAGACGUAAAUCUAAACAUGAAAAAUGGAUGGAAAAGUUUAAAAAAGAACCAAUAUUAAGUACAUCUUUCCAUAAAAGAAUCAAUAAAAAACAGAAAUUACAGUUUUUAUCAAGUAUUAAAGAAAUAUCUAAUUCAUUACCAGAUAUUGUUGAAGAAGUGAAAUAUAUAAAGCCAAAAAAUUCAAAAAAACAAAUAAAAAAUUCUCAAAAACAAGAAGAAAUACGAUUUAAUGCAAUACUUCAACACCCAAACUUUCAAAAUGAUCCAUGGGGAAGCAUCAGACAAUAUAUAAAUAAUUCAGUAGAAAAAAAAAGGCAUAUUAAUUAA
Molecule: messenger RNA, 480 nt
Organism: Pneumocystis jirovecii RU7
Lineage: Eukaryota; Fungi; Ascomycota; Pneumocystomycetes; Pneumocystales; Pneumocystaceae
Exons: 3
Coding region: 1-480 (159 amino acids)
Biological process (GO): maturation of SSU-rRNA from tricistronic rRNA transcript (SSU-rRNA, 5.8S rRNA, LSU-rRNA)
Cellular component (GO): 90S preribosome; preribosome, small subunit precursor; nucleolus
Source: RefSeq, a predicted model, not a curated record